UGCGGUCUGUGGGAGACAAGUCGAGCCAGCGCGCAGACAGACGCGCGCCUCACCCAAUGGCACAGCUGGAGGACGCGCGUAACCGCGGCGCGGACCAAUCCGCCAGCUCGUAGGGCGGGUCUGUCUCCGUGCAUUCUGAUUGAAUCGGUCCCGGUUUGUAUUAGUUUGAAGAGCGGACGAGCAGAACAAGCAAAUCUGCCACAAAUAACAGCGCGGCUGAGGACGGCGGGCGUCAUGGCACUUACGCGCAGCGAUCUGAGCCGCAGCCGACGCGCUACGUCGUGACGAACCUCUGUGGCUUUCUUUUUUUUUUUUUUCACUGUCCCCUUUCUUCUGGCGGUAUUUGUGAGGAUGCACAAGAUGAGAGCUGCGCAGGGAUGCCUUGGCUGAGGAAUGACAAACAGGGCGUCUCUCACGGUGAUGAAGGCUUCUUCACGCACCAGCCGUAAGAAUCACCGCAGCGCUCGCCGUCCGUGGUCUUGGCCAUUGUUCCUAUGAAGAGCACUGCGCAGCACAGUGAAGAGCCUGCUGUGGAGCUUUAUUAUCUAAUCACUCAUCGGGGCUUCAUUUCCACAGUCUAGGCUGCACACUGGUGCACCGUCAGUGCUGCCGAGAGGGUCCAGAUGAGAGGCAAGCAAUAUCACCAAACACUCAAGUUGACAGCGCCUUGGGAGAAGGAUGCUGGCUUUGGAAGGAAGCUCAAAACCUACAGGAACCAUACCAAGAUAAUAGCACAGCCUGGAAUCGUGAUGAAAGUGCUGCGCAGGAAGAGGAUCGUGUUGUUUAUGGCGUAUUUCCUCCUGCUGGUGCUCACUAUGCUUAACUUGGCGAAUUAUAAAUGGACUAAAGAGCCUCAGCAGUGUAAUCACCAGAUGAGAAGCACCACCUAUCAAAGCAGAUCUGACAUCCGCUUCCUCUACAGGCCCUCUCUAGCCAAGAAGAGACAGCUCAUCUACGUUCUUACCACCUGGAGGUCGGGCUCGUCCUUUUUCGGGGAGCUUUUUAACCAAAAUCCAGAAGUGUUCUUCCUGUAUGAGCCCAUGUGGCACAUUUGGCAGAAACUGUACCCAGGAGACGCUGUGUCUUUGCAAGGGGCCGCCCGGGACAUGCUCAGCUCCUUGUACCGCUGUGAUCUGUCUGUUUUCCAACUUUACAACAGCCCUGGAGGCAAGAAUUUCACCUCACUGGGGCUGUUUGGGGCCACCCUGAAUAAAGUGAUCUGCUCCUAUCCCCUCUGCUCUGCCUACAGGAAGGAGGUGGUGGGGAUGGUGGAUGAUAAGGUGUGCAAAAAGUGCCCCCCACAAAGCCUUAGACUACUGGAGGAAGAGUGCCUCAAAUACAACACUAUAGUCAUUAAAGGGGUGCGCAUUUUGGAUAUUAAUGUUUUGGCCCCGCUCAUGGAGGACCCAUCGCUGGAUUUAAAGGUGAUACACUUGGUAAGAGACCCACGGGCAGUGGCCAAUUCCAGGAUCAAAUCUAGGCAUGGCCUGAUUCGGGAGAACUUACAGGUGGUCCGCAGCAGAGACCCUAAACUUCGCCGUAUCCCUUUCGUGGACCCUGGCCACAAGGCCAACAAGAAGGAUGGCUCAGACUACCACUCUAUUGGCGCAAUGGAGGUAAUCUGUGACCGCACCUCCAGGACUUUGAGGACUGCCUUAAACCCACCCAGCUGGCUGAAGGGGAAGUACAUGGCAGUACGCUACGAAGACCUGGUGGAGAACCCAGUCAAGACUCUGCGAAGCAUCUACCGCUUUGCCAACCUGACCGCCAACCACGACAUUGAGUCUUUUGCCCUGAACAUGACCAGUGGCUCCAGCUCAUCCUCAAAACCGUUCAUAGUGUCGUCACGUAACGCCACGCAAGCCGCUAGCGCGUGGAGAAUGGUGCUCAACAUCCAGCAGAUCAAACAAGUGGAGGACUACUGCCACCACGCCAUGUCGGUGCUCGGCUACGAGAGGGUCAGAACAGCCGGAGAGGCCAAGGACUUAAGCAAAUCACUACUGACACACUCCAAACUGUGAAAACAUCCUCGCCACCAAAGACACUUUAAUGUUCAUUUUGCAUCGAGUGCCGUUUCCUCCAAUCGUGGAUUAAAGCUUUAUGUGAAAUUAAUGUUUGAGGAUUUCCACUGGCCACAUCUGGAAUGUAUUUUUUCUUUGGAAAUGGGGUGGUGUUUGAAAGGACCACUUCUUUUAUACUAGG
This is a messenger RNA of Thalassophryne amazonica, 2202 nucleotides long. RefSeq names its product carbohydrate (N-acetylglucosamine-6-O) sulfotransferase 2b (gene chst2b). Gene Ontology annotation, cellular component: Golgi membrane. Gene Ontology annotation, biological process: sulfur compound metabolic process; carbohydrate metabolic process; N-acetylglucosamine metabolic process. Lineage: Eukaryota; Metazoa; Chordata; Actinopteri; Batrachoidiformes; Batrachoididae. The record is from RefSeq and is a predicted model, not a curated record. Bases 624 to 2021 code for a protein of 465 amino acids. The transcript has a single exon. Gene Ontology annotation, molecular function: N-acetylglucosamine 6-O-sulfotransferase activity.